Molecule: messenger RNA, 1604 nt
Organism: Aphidius gifuensis
Lineage: Eukaryota; Metazoa; Arthropoda; Insecta; Hymenoptera; Braconidae
Gene: Dh31
Product: diuretic hormone class 2
Exons: 4
Coding region: 215-547 (110 amino acids)
Biological process (GO): body fluid secretion
Molecular function (GO): G protein-coupled receptor binding; diuretic hormone activity
Source: RefSeq, a predicted model, not a curated record
UUAUAACACUCUGUUGUCACAAUACCUAGAAACAUCUUGUCACAGGACCGUUCAAGAAAAUAAAAAAUAAAAAAAUAAAUUAAUAAUUUAAUAAAUUAAUUAACUAAUAAAAAUUAUAUAAAAUUUAUUUAAAAAAAAAAAUAUAAUACUUGAAGAUCUUUGUGGAAGCUGAUAGUGGGUCAACAAGUAAAUUAAAGAUAUUUGGUGAAAAAAAAUGCUGCGAAAAAUUACACUUGUUUGGAGCCUGUUGAUUGUUUUUGGGGUUUUUGGUGUUUUUACGACACCAGUUAAGGCAAAUCCUUUUCCUGAGGAACGUGAAAUUUAUCUCGAUGAACUUGAAGAUCCAAAAUACUUGAUUCGAAUGUUAACAAAUUUGGAUGGUUAUUUAAAACAACAAGAAAAUGCAAAACGUGGUGGAUCAUUUAAUUUGGACUUGGGCUUGGGUCGUGGAUAUAGUGGAGCUCAAGCCGCAAAACACAUGAUGGGUAUGGCAGCAGCAAAUUAUGCCAAUGGACCAGGAAGAAGACGCCGAUCUGAACAGGCGUAAAUUAAUUCGAAAUCAAAAAAAAAAAACUUAAAUAAGGAUAAUUUUUAUUCUCAAAAUUGAUGCUAUUAUUUUUAUAAAUUAUUAUUUAUAUAUUGUUUAUUUAAUUUUAUUUACCAAGUAUAUAUAGAGAAUUAAAAAUAAAAAAAAAGUAGAUUAUUUUGUGUAGUUUUUUUUAUUUCUAUUUAUUUUUUUAAUUUUUUAACUGAUUCACGUUCUAUAUACGUAUAAGUUUGCACUUUAAUCUAUGUAAUACUUUUCAAAUCUUAAAAAACAAAAUAAACAAAAUCAAAUAACGGUUAAAUAAAAAUUGAAUCUCGAUGUCUGUUUAGAUUUUAGUAGCACUCACUAUUUUAUUUUUAAAAAAAAUCACAAACUUGAAAAAAAAAAAAUGCCUAAAAAUUUAUUAACUGUAUUUAUCAAUAAAUUCAAUUAUUAUGUAGAAAAAAAAUUUUGAAUCUUCUAUCAAUAUGCAAAUUAAUGUGACGUUGAUAUAUAAUUAUCCAUCAUUCUAAAAAGAAAAAAUAAAUUUAAUGCUUCGGCCUAGACAAAAAUAGUAAUACAGUAAAAAUUACAAAUGAAAAAGAAAAAAAAAAAAAAAGUUGUAUUAAUAGCUCUAUACCUGAAUGUAUUUUAGCUGCUAUUAUUUUUAUUUAUUCAAAAUACUAAAAACAACAAUCCUUUAAAAAAAAAUAAUAAAAAAUGAUCGAGAUCAAAAAACAAAAAAAAAAGAUAAAUAUUAUAUUUGCUCAUGGGAUCUAAAAAUUAAAUCAGCAUGAUGCAAAUAUAUGGUGCUAAUGUAUUUAUUCAACAAAAAAAAAAAGAAAAACAAAUACUAUCUAAUAAAUAACAACAAAAAAUGAUAUUUUUUUUUUUUAUUUUCAUAUUAAACUUAUUGAUUAUUUGAAAAUUUAUAUAAUAUUAUUAUUACAUGCGUCUACUAUUAUUAUUAAUUUUUAAAUAUUAAUUAAACUUUGUGCGCUCUAUGUACCAUAAACGUAAAUCUGUUUAGAAUUUUUUUCUCUAAAUAAAUGAUAAUUUAAUUCACUGUAUGGCAUAA